UCGUGUUUGUGUUGAAGCCAACAGGCACAAUAUAUUACAGUCCAGGGCUCGCUGCUGAAAAGCCUGCUGGAUCUUCCAGUGACCUGCUGUUCUUUCCUGCUUUCCUGUGUGUUUUUUUCUUCCUCUCUAGAUUUAGAUUAAAAACAAAGCCCGUUCCUCCUUCUCCUUGCCUUUUUAGACCUCAGCAAAGAAGCCCUGUAGUUUUGAGGUACUGUUACAAGGUUGGAAGACUCGAAUGGAGAUACGUGUUUGUUUUUGUAGCUUGUUGGGGACAUUUGCAGAAGGACAAGACCGGGGACAGCUGGACGUGAUUCUUUGGAAGUCCCUGCUCCUCCUGCUCUCCUGAUCUGUCGGACUGAGAGCCGGACAGUAACGGAGCGGGACGUCAGGGAAUUCUGGGGGGAAAUCAAGUCCAAGUGUGAGUACGGGGAUCUGUUUUUGGAAGACCCCCUCGUCGGAUGCACUGACAGCCUUCUGCGGCUCGGAAAGAACAGAGCCGGGUUCCCGAGCUCGGUCCGGGGCUCUGUCCCCUGGUUUAGGGGGGACGCAGGAGUACGGAGGGUUAGCGCGUUGGCCGUCAAACCGAUAGCCGGCAUCCCUCCGGUGACCAUGUACCCGCAGGGUAGACACCCGGUGCCUCUGCAGCCUGGACAGUCAUUCAAGUUCACGGUGCUGGAGACUCUGGACCGCAUUAAAGAGGAGUUCCAGUUCCUUCAGGCUCAGUACCACAGUCUCAAAAUAGAGUGUGAGAAGCUGGCCAGCGAGAAGACAGAGAUGCAGCGCCACUAUAUCAUGUACUACGAGAUGUCCUACGGGCUCAACAUUGAGAUGCACAAACAGGCGGAGAUCGUGAAGCGACUCAGUGCUAUCUGUGCUCAAAUCAUCCCUUUCCUCUCUCAGGAGCAUCAACAGCAAGUUGUUCAGGCGGUGGAACGUGCCAAACAGGUCACCAUGGCAGAGCUCAACGCCAUCAUAGGGCAGCAGCAGCUCCAGCACCUGUCUCACCACACUCCAGGUAUUCCUCUCACUCCUCACCCUUCAGGUCUGUCUCUGGGCGGCACAUCAGGGCUGCUGGCCCUCACCGGGGCUCUAGGAGUCUCUGCCCACCUGGCCAACAAGGACGAACGCAACCAUCUAGACCCCGAGCACCUGCGAGAGGGUGCGCCCAGCAGGAGUAAAUCAGUGUCGUCAACUGACAGUCAGGCAGCGGAGGAUCGUCAGGGUCCCUCAGGGGUGUAUCCCUCACAGGCCAGCAGCAAUGCCAAACGGAGACGGUGUGAUGAAAAAGAUGUCCUCCCGUGUCACUACGACAGUGACGGAGACAAGAGCGAGGACAAUCUUGUAGUAGAUGUCUCAAAUGAGGAGCCAUCCUCUCCUGUAGGCAGUGGGCCUCUGUCUCCACAUGGGAAUGGUUUGGAUCGAGCCCCGACCCUAAGGAAAGAGCUCCCAGGAUCCCCUAGUCCCCCUCCGGCCUCCCCACCACACAGCCCACCCCCUGGCAAAAACAAGGACACGGCACAAACAGAAAAAUCUCAGUCGCCCUCCUCUAAAUCAGGCAAUUCCUCUCCCUCUCACCAUGACCCUCUCACCCCUGGUCCACCGGGGCCCAGCACUUCCUGUUUACGCCUGGCCAACAAACCUGCCUCCUCGGCAGACCCUCUGGCUCUGCGGAGUCCCUUGACCAUGACGCCCGGUUCUUACCCGGCUCACUUUGGGCUGGUGUCCCACGCUGGGCUUAACGGAGAGCUGGCCAGCCCGGGUGGCUUCGGAGGCUCGCUCACCCUCUCGCCCCAAAUCAGUGCUGCAGCCAGUGCCUACACACGCAGCCCUAUGGUAGCGUACGAAUCUCGUUCACAUCUUAGGCCCUCAGGGCUGUCCUCCUCUCUGCCUGGCUCCUCUGGUGGCAAGCCUGCUUACUCGUUCCACGUGAGCGCAGAUGGUCAAAUGCAGCCGGUGCCCUUCCCUCCUGACGCCCUCCUCGGCCCUGGCAUCCCACGUCACGCCCGUCAGAUCCACACCCUCAGUCAUGGAGAGGUGGUGUGCGCGGUGACCAUCAGCACCUCCACGCGUCACGUCUACACCGGCGGGAAAGGCUGCGUCAAAGUGUGGGACAUCAGCCAACCAGGCAGCAAGAGUCCAAUGGCCCAACUGGACUGUUUGAAUAGAGACAACUACAUCCGAUCAUGUAAGAUUCUUCCAGAUGGGCGGACUUUGAUAGUCGGAGGCGAGGCCAGCACGCUGUCAAUCUGGGACUUGGCCACGCCCACUCCACGUAUCAAGGCCGAAUUAACGUCCUCGGCUCCUGCCUGCUAUGCUCUGGCUAUCAGUCCCGACAACAAGGUCUGCUUCUCCUGCUGCAGUGACGGAAACAUCGUGGUCUGGGACCUGCACAACCAGACGCUCGUCAGGUAUCUACAGACUCCUGCUGGUGAGAUAGACCAUAUCUUUUCUCUGGGUUACUGUCCUACGGGCGAGUGGCUUGCAGUGGGGAUGGAGAGCAGUAAUGUGGAAGUGCUGCACGUCUCCAAACCAGACAAAUACCAGCUGCACCUUCAUGAAAGCUGCGUUCUCUCGCUCAAGUUUGCCUACUGCGGGAAGUGGUUUGUAAGCACGGGAAAGGACAAUCUGCUCAAUGCAUGGAGGACGCCGUAUGGAGCCAGUAUUUUCCAGUCAAAGGAGUCCUCAUCCGUCCUGAGCUGUGAUGUGUCCCCAGACGACAAAUAUAUUGUAACUGGUUCUGGGGAUAAGAAAGCCACGGUGUAUGAGGUGGUGUAUUGAACACAAAGAUGGACGGAUGGAUGGAUGAACAUACAGCGCCAAGUAUGAAACAAUCAUGGAUGGCAUGGUGGGCAACCAUAGCUCUUCUAUUUGCAGUACUUUCGCAACCAUUUGAGAAAUAGAAGGUUUUGUUCAGAAUGGCAUACUACCAUACUAUUCAUACUAUUUAUGUAAUAGGUAUACUGUGCACAGUAUGAAAUUUUCUUUAGACAUAAAAUACCCAGAUGACAUACUAACAGUGCUGGGUAGUAACUGAUUACAUAUAAUCUGGAUUACGUAAUCAGAUUCCAAAAAUUA
Messenger RNA from Sinocyclocheilus rhinocerous, 3075 nucleotides. Its product is annotated as transducin-like enhancer protein 4. Gene Ontology annotation, cellular component: nucleus; transcription regulator complex. Bases 610 to 2778 code for a protein of 722 amino acids. The record is from RefSeq and is a predicted model, not a curated record. Gene Ontology annotation, biological process: regulation of DNA-templated transcription; negative regulation of canonical Wnt signaling pathway. The transcript has 19 exons. Gene Ontology annotation, molecular function: protein binding; transcription corepressor activity. Lineage: Eukaryota; Metazoa; Chordata; Actinopteri; Cypriniformes; Cyprinidae.